Molecule: messenger RNA, 4192 nt
Organism: Myotis brandtii (Brandt's bat)
Lineage: Eukaryota; Metazoa; Chordata; Mammalia; Chiroptera; Vespertilionidae
Gene: EPN2
Product: epsin 2
Exons: 10
Coding region: 282-2174 (630 amino acids)
Biological process (GO): endocytosis
Cellular component (GO): clathrin vesicle coat; plasma membrane; endosome
Molecular function (GO): clathrin binding; phospholipid binding
Source: RefSeq, a predicted model, not a curated record
UGUUCCCACCACUACCCUCCCCAUAUCUGUCUUGGAGGUCCUAAUAAAUGGCUGCAUGUUUGUGAACUUAUCAUAUUCCCGCACGCUUGAGUGAAGAGCCCAGAAGGUCAUGGCUUCCAGCUUCUCAGAGCUGAGUCUCCAGCAGAGGAAACAGAAAUGACUGUCGGGGGUCUUGCUCCAGGUCUGUUACGAAGACUGAGCCUUCGCACGGUGCGAGCUUGCUCAGGACAGGAGAGUCUCUCUCUUUGAAGGGCUUUACGUUCGUUACAAAGAAAAUAAAGAUGACGACUUCGUCAAUCAGACGGCAAAUGAAAAACAUUGUGAACAAUUACUCAGAAGCCGAAAUAAAAGUGCGGGAAGCCACCUCCAAUGACCCCUGGGGCCCGUCCAGCUCCCUGAUGACCGAGAUCGCGGACCUGACCUACAAUGUGGUGGCCUUCUCAGAGAUCAUGAGCAUGGUGUGGAAGCGGCUCAAUGACCACGGCAAGAACUGGCGGCACGUGUACAAGGCCCUGACGCUGCUGGACUACCUCAUCAAGACGGGCUCUGAGCGGGUGGCCCAGCAGUGCCGAGAGAACAUCUUUGCCAUCCAGACCCUGAAGGACUUCCAGUACAUUGACCGCGACGGCAAGGACCAGGGCAUCAACGUGCGUGAGAAGUCGAAGCAGCUGGUGGCCCUCCUCAAGGACGAGGAGCGGCUGAAGGCUGAGAGGGUCCAGGCCCUCAAAACCAAAGAGCGCAUGGCCCAGGUUGCCACCGGUAUGAGCAGCAACCAGAUCACCUUUGGUCGCGGCUCCAGCCAGCCCAACCUCUCUACCACCUACUCGGAGCAGGAGUAUGGCAAGGCUGGGGGAUCACCAGCCUCCUAUCAUGGCUCGCCCGAGACCUCGCUGUGCCCCCAGCACCGCACGGGGGUCCCGCUGGGUCAGAGCGAGGAGCUGCAGCCGCUGAGCCAGCAUCACCCCUUCCUGUCGCACCUGGGGCCGGCCUCCCACCCAAAUGGUGACUGGUCCCAGCCCUGCCUCACUUGUGACCGCGCAGGCCGAGCCACUUCCCCUCGGGUGUCCUCUGAGCUGGAGCAGGCCCGGCCCCAGACUAGCGGAGAAGAGGAACUGCAGCUGCAGCUGGCGCUUGCCAUGAGCAGAGAAGUAGCUGAGCAGGAAGAGCGCCUCCGGCGGGGUGAUGAUCUCAGACUGCAGAUGGCCCUGGAAGAAAGCCGGAGAGACACCGUUAAAGUUCCAAAAAAGCAGGAGCCCAGCUCCUACCCACAGCAAACCACUCUGUUGGAUUUAAUGGAUGCCCUCCCCAGCUCAGGCCCUGCUGCCCAGCAAGCUGAGCCCUGGGGCCCGUCAGCCUCAGCUAACCAGACCAACCCCUGGGGUGGGCCCGCAGCCCCAGCCAGCACUUCGAAUCCCUGGCCGUGCGGUGCCAAGCCAGCUUCCUCUGUGGACCCAUGGGGCGUUCCCCCCGGAGCCAGCACACACUCCAGCUCCACGAGCUCAGAUUCCUGGGCAGCCCCGCAGCAGCCUGCCCAUGGUGCCGAGAGGGCAGCGGACGCCUGGGCAGCAGCCUCUGCCGCCAAGCCUGCGGCCGCCUCUGGGGCCUUCGAUCUCUUCAGUAAUUUGAAUGGGACAAUUAAAGAUGACUUUUCUGAAUUUGACAACCUCCGAACGUCAAAAAACACAGCUGAGGCGGUGGCCUCUCUGCCAUCCCAAAAAAGUGGAACUACAAGCCCUGACCCCUUUGAGUCUCAGCCCCUGACUGUGACCGCGAGCAAGCCCAGCAGCGCCCGGAAAACCCCAGAGUCCUUCCUGGGCCCCAACGCGGCCCUGGUGAACCUGGACUCCCUGGUGACCAGGCCAGCCCCGCCGGCCCAGUCCCUCAACCCUUUCCUGGCACCAGGUGCAGCUGCGGCUUCGGGCCCUGUCAACCCAUUCCAGGUGAACCAGCCCCAGCCGCUGACGCUGAACCAGCUGCGGGGGAGCCCCGUGCUGGGGACCAGCGUGUCCUUCGGGCCUGGCCCAAGUGUGGAGCCCAUGGCUGUGGCCUCCAUGACCUCCACAGCCUCACACCCAGCGCCAUUGGGCCCUGCCACAAUGAACAUGGUGGGCAGCGUGGGCACCCCCCCAACGGCAGCUCAGGCUACUGGCACAACCAACCCUUUCCUUCUCUAGUGCCCAGGCCUGGGGCCCACCCAGAGCAAAUGCCCGCGCGCCUGUGCCCAGGACGCCAGCCGAGACUCACUGCGGGGCCGUGUCAGGGCCGGGGGUCGGUGCCAAAGGUCGUCUGUACAGCCCCGUCCUCAGGCGUGAGCAGGCGGCGUGCUGAGCCUCAGAUCACCUUCUGGCGCCUGCUCACCCUGACCCAGCCUGGGCACCCUCACCUCCCAAGUGCAGGGUCCUGACUCUUGGGGGCCGCCCGGCUCUGCGGGGCCUGGUCAGGGGGCAGCAGUCCUCAGUGUUGCCCUUGCCGUUAGCCUCAGCCUGAGGGUCUCGGGGACACAGCCUCGCCCAGGACCUGGGACGGCCGCCUUGUCUUUGCCCUUCGCCCCCAGCCCUGCCGGCCCAGGUGUGGUUGGAAGGAAAUGCUGGCUCCAUGAGACACGGACCUUUAGGGGAAGUGGUUGUGCAUCUUUUUCUUUGACUCGUGUGUGAGUUCAAAGUAAACACCACCUGGGACGACUCACGUGCAGGCCACUAGAGCGAGCUUUAAACUAACCUGAGCAUAACCCUCCACGCGGCUCGAGGCUUGUGUAUGUUUGCACAUGUUUUGUUUAGUACAGUUUCAUAUUUGAGUUUGCAGAAUUAUCUAACAGUCUUUUUUGGCUAAUAUUUUUAUAACGUGGUUCUUAUUUAACUGUCUAGUUUUGAUAGAAUUUACCGAGUCUGACUGAAUUAAGAUAUUGGCACAUGUUAUGUUAGUAGUUUAAAUUCUCUUAUUUAUGGUUUUAACUCUAUAAGAAAAUUUAAAUAGGAAGAGACAAAAAAAAUGCCUUAUGGAAAACUAAAGUAAAUUCUUUAUAGAAAAAAAAUUUGAGAGUUUGAUUACACUUAAAAGAUGUUUAUUUAAAAAAACACUAAACAACAAAAAACUCUAGCCUCCAGUUGCCUUUUCCUUUAAUUCCCUUUUUUGGUGAAUUACCAAACUGAUUAACUUUCAGCCUUUUUGGCUAGAUGCUAAGAAAGAACUAUUUUUCUUACUGAUACACCAGCAUCAAGAAAGUUAAAGAAAAAAUCUCAAGUUUGAAUUUGACUCCCAGUGUUUAUCAGCUGAUUCCUUUUUGUAACUGAGGGCGUGCAUGUUAGCGGGACUUCCGCUCCCAAUGGGAAUGUGAGAUGGAAGAGACAUCUGGGACCACUUGUCUGUGAUCUCCUGUCUGAUACUCGCUCAGGUGAAGACGGGGGGAGGGGGGAGGCAGAGAUGGCCGUUGGUUGGGGGCAGUGGCUCCCCGGAGCUUGUGGCUGAGACGGGGCGGGCGAGGGACCAGGGCUGGCCCUGACUCUGCUAACUCCAGACACACAGCACAGACUUAAAAUCCAUCAUCUCUUAUUUUGGAGAAGAAAACAGUGAUCCUCACCCAGGAUAGAUAUUUAACAAACACGCCCGUGUAUUAUCUCCUCUCCCCUCCUGCCCCUUGCCCAGCCACCACUAUAAAAAGUAUUAGGUCAUAAACUAAGGCCCAGAAAAGAUCGGCCUUUCCCUAGGGAAGGGGCCUUCUCCUCACAUUCCACUGUGGGUGCCCUAGCCCUGGCCCCAGGGCAGCAGGCCACCGUGGGCCCUCUGAGCAGGGGCCUGGGCCCUGCCUGGCUGUAGGAGGCAUGCAGGCCGCGCCGACUGCCUCUGGGCCCCUUGCGUUUCCUGCUUCCUACUCACAGGGCUGCUCCCAGAGGCUCCUGGGGCUUCAGGCUGGGCCUGGGGAGGGGAGAGGCAGUGGACUGGGGCAGGUGCUUCCCCAGGUGCCCCCAGCACGUUGAUGCCCCUGCAGUACGGCCCCAGGCCACCCGGACGCCUGCACUGAUCCUGCCACUGCCAGCCACUGCUCACGAGCUGCACACAGGCCCUCGCUCCCUCCUAAGGCUCCGGGUGGGGUCACCCCGUUUCCUCAGCCCCGGGGGCCGGUAGCUGGUUUUGAACUUGUGUCACUAUUGAUACGUAUUUACUGUAUAAAUAUAAUUUAUCAUUUGUAUCAUGA